Diaporthe citri is the source of this 1875-nucleotide messenger RNA. RefSeq lists its product as uncharacterized. Lineage: Eukaryota; Fungi; Ascomycota; Sordariomycetes; Diaporthales; Diaporthaceae. Gene Ontology annotation, molecular function: phosphatidylinositol binding. The coding region runs from base 1 to 1875 and encodes 624 amino acids. The record is from RefSeq and is a predicted model, not a curated record. The transcript has 2 exons.
AUGGCCGAAAAGAACCCCUCCGGCGAGCAGAACUUCCCCCCUCCCCCUCCAGGGCCCCCGCCUGGGCAUAACGGCCUUGCGAUGAACCCAAACGACCAUCCUGUCCCAGAGUCAAACUCGGAACUCUACGACAACACUCCUUCUACCCACUCCGAGGCCAAGGCCCAGGCCCAGGCUCAUCCUCCGGCCGAGACCCAACAAACUGCCCAUCAGGUCCCUCCUCCCGACAGCGACGGCGCCCCCAAGAAGGCAGGAUGGGGCUCCCGUUUCAGCGCCUGGGGCGGCAAGGCUGCAACGCCCUUCAACAUGCUGGCAAAUAAGCUCGGAUCCGAGAGUUUCCUGCCUGACACCAUGGACAAGGAAUGCGAGAAAGCGGCAAGAAUCCUGAGGAGCUUCUGCAAGGAUGGCAUCUACACCGACGCACAGGCCCCUGAGACCGUCGAGGCCCCCACUACAGACGCUGACGGCAAGCCUAUUACUGCUGCGGCGAAGCCCAAGAAGAACCGAACCCUCCUGACCAUCCCUUCAAAGGUAAUCAACAGGGCGGUUGGCCUGGCCAUCUUUACAACCGCUCGUGCGGGAUUCCACGUCUCGGGUGCCACCGGCUCGGGUGUCAUCGUUGCCCGUCUCCCUGAUGGCAGCUGGUCGCCCCCAUCGGGCAUCCAGGUCCACAGCGUGGGUGCUGGUUUCAUGAUCGGCCUGGACAUCUACGACUGUGUUGUGGUGAUCAACACGAGGGAGGCCUUGGAGGCGUUCACAAAGACCAGGAUGUCUCUGGGCUCCGACCUUGCAGUCGUCGCGGGUCCUUGGGGCGCAGGCGGCAGCGUUGACUUCGCAGCACCCCAAUCGCAGAAGGGCAAGGGCAAGACAGGCGCUGCUCCAGGGUCUCCGGACGCUACCAAGGACGAAGGCAAGCCAGCCACUCCUCCGCCGGCGGCGAGCGAGAAGCACCCCGACAACGCGGACCCAGUCCCAGCGGUGAAUGAGCCAGCCGCAGACAAGACGAGUGCCGAGACAGCAGAACGCCCACAGGCCGGCAAGGAGCGCAAGCCUUCCGGUCUCAAGCAGGCUAUCAAGCAGCCUACCUACUCCUACGUCAAGUCUCGGGGCUUCUACGCAGGCGUCCAGGUGGACGGCACAAUCGUCACCGAGCGCAAAGACGCGAACGCCGCAUUCUACGGUGAGCCCGUCGGCGUGCAGAACAUUCUGAAGGGUGAAGCACCCUUGGUUCCCGGCAAGGAGAACUGGAUCACCGUUGUCAAGCCUCUCUUUGACACCAUCAAGGGCGCUGAGGGCUGGAGGGCUCAGGGUGGUAGCCCGCCUGGCCAGCAGUGGGCGAACCAGCAGGGUCCGUCAGACACCUACGGCCACGGCAACGCGCCCCAGGGCUACCCCACCGGCUUCGACCCCGUCUUCGCGUCCGGGGCUGGUGCUGGUGAGAACCCACCGGCCAAGCCGCCCCGCCCCGGUGUCUCCGGCGUCACCGAGGGCGUGCAAGCCCUCGGCCUCGGCGGCUCCUCGCCUGCAGGACCCCCGGGCGGCCCCACCACGACCACCGCCGCUGCUACCGGCUCGACACACGCGGAGAGCACAACACCAGCGGCGCGCUCAAAGGCCGCCGAGGCCGCCGCGGAGGCCGAGGCCGCCCGCGAGCAGGAGCUGCGGGAGAGGAGGGAGCUGGAGCAGGCGAACGCCGCCGCCACCUCGCAGCAGAGGCCGGUGUCCAUGGCACCGCCUUACACGGAGACGGCCGGGCCAGGCGAAGCGUCGCACGGAGAUGCAGGAGGCGAGCAGCCACCUCCAGCGUAUGCGGACGACGGCGUGGCGCGGCCGGGCGUUGGGGACUCGAAGCACCCCGGAGGACCGCCGUCGUGA